UUAGGGAGAUGGCUGGAUGAAGUUUUUGUUUUCCCGUUUUAAUUUCGCCUUUAGGUUCUUGACAUGAUGAAUAUGUUCGAAAACUACCGUCUGCUUUUCUUGAAACGGAUACUAGCCCGGACAAGAUGGUAGCCUUGCUUUAACGGGACGAUGGAUUCGUUACGAUAAAGUCAGCAUUUUUCACUUUUCUUUCCCUGGAUCUACGGACUCUCACAAUGGAGAGAAAGUGGAGACGGUCGUCGGAAUGGCCCGUCCUCUGGCUCUCCCUUUCGCUGGCGUGCCUCUCCCGGGUUGUCGCGGAGCUGAACUACUCUGUUGCUGAGGAGGUACCACCGGGAUCCGUGGUUGGGAACAUCGCAAAAGAUUUGGGACUGAACACCCAAAGGAUUAGAGAGCGAAGUCUACGCAUCAAUUCGGACUCGUCGGCUCAAUACUUCGAGAUAAACUCUGUCAGCGGAGCCUUGGUAAUUAAAAAGACAAUUGAUAGGGAAGUAAUGUGUGAAUUAAGUUCAACAUGUUCUUUACGCCUUGAAGUACUUCUCCAGAACCCGUUAGAAAUUCACCGCGUUGUAGUGGAAAUUCUAGAUGUGAAUGACAAUGCGCCCCAGUUCACCGCAGCGAAUACAACGCUGGACAUUUCCGAGGCGGCCGGACCGGGCACCCGGUUUAGACUUGAGAGUGCGCAUGACCCUGAUGUGGGCAUCAACUCGCUACGGACAUAUCAACUCGCCUCCAAUGACUUUUUCGCGUUGACUGUCGAAACGAAAAGCGACGGGAGUAAAUUCCCCGAGCUGGUGUUGGAGAAAGCGCUCGACCGGGAAACGCAAGAAGGGUUCCGCCUCUUGCUCACGGCGGUGGACGGGGGACAACCGGAGAAAUCCGGGACCACACUCGUGCUCAUUAAUAUUCUGGACGUGAAUGACAAUGCUCCGGUAUUUGACACGCCAGUCAUUAGAGUUAGUUUAUUAGAGAACUCUUCACCAGGAACUUUGGUAACGCAAUUAAAUGCGACUGACAUAGACAGUGGCUUGAACGGUCAGAUAACAUAUCUUUUCAGUAAGUACACUUCUGAUAAGACCCAAAAACUUUUCCGUGUGGAUUCUAAAACAGGAGAAAUUUAUGUCAAGGGGGAUAUUGACUAUGAAAUGGCGGAUAUGUAUGACGUCACCGUUCAGGCCAGAGACAGUGGCAACCCUGCCAUGGAAGGUUCAUGUAGUGUCAAAAUUGAGGUAGUUGACGUGAAUGACAACACCCCGGAGGUGACGUUGACCUCUCUAAAUAGUCCAAUCAGAGAGGAUGCUGAGCCAGGCACAGUUAUUGCACUAAUUAGCGCUAAAGAUCUAGACUCUGGUAAAAAUGGUGAGGUGACACUCAAGGUGGCACCAGGGCUGCCAUUCAAACUCGUGUCUGUUUUCGGCGAGCACUACAAGCUCGUCACAGACGGGCGCCUGGACAGAGAGACCAUGGCGGAGUACAAGGUGGUUGUCACGGCGACAGACGCGGGUACCCCACCGCUGUCUUCCCACAAUGCCUUUGUGGUGGCUUUGUCUGACGUCAACGACAACGCGCCAACCUUCUCGCAGUCCUCCUACUCGGUGGACAUCACCGAGAACAACUCCCCGGGAACGCCCAUCGUCACCGUCUCGGCGUUGGACCCGGACUCCGGGGAGAACGCCCGCUUGUUGUACUCCAUCCUCGAGUCGCCCGUCCAGGGCACGUCGGUGGCCUCGUACGUCUACAUCAACCAGGACAACGGGAACAUCUUCACCAUGCGCUCGCUGGACUACGAGCAGAUGAACGCCUUCCAGAUCCACGUGCAGGUGCGCGACGCCGGCUCGCCGCCUCGCGCCUCCAACGUCACCGUCCACGUCUUCGUCGUUGACCAGAACGACAACCCGCCGGUCAUCCUCUACCCCGCCCACGACGCCGACGAGGGCGUCCGGCUCACCGUCCCCGGCUCGGCCCCCGUGAACCACGUGGUGGGCAAGAUCGUGGCCGUGGACCCCGACAGCGGCUACAACGCCUGGCUGUCCUACAGCAUCCCGCCGGGGCCGGACGCGGCCCUCUUCCGCAUCGACGCGCACUCGGGCCAGCUCCGGACCGCGCGCAAGCUCGCCGAGGACGACAAGGACGUCGUCGGCACCACGUACAGCUUCUCGGUGGUCGUCAAGGACAACGGCAAGUCGUCGCAGCUCUCGUCGAGCGUCUCGGUGACGGUCACGGUCGAGGAGGAGGGCGCCGACGCCCCAAAGGACUCUGGACCCUGGACCCCCCGCCGGGGGUCACCCGACUGGAUGACCAACUCCACCCUCUAUCUCAUCGCGUCGCUGGCCGCCGUCACCGGCGUCUUCCUCAUCACCAUGGUGGUGCUCCUGGUGAGGUGCCUACGCCACCGGACCGAGUCGGACUGCUGCUACCCGCGCAAGGGGCUCCGGGGCCGGCCCUCCUACCACCAGCGCAACAACAAGGACCUCCACCUGCAGCUGAACACGGACGGCCCCAUCAGGUACAUGGAGGUGGUGGGGGGCACCCAGGAGCCCUACACGCGCACCUACCGGCCCUGCUACUCCACGCUGUCCAGCCGCAGUGACUUUGUCUUCGUCAAGACGCCCAUGCUGAGCCACAAUAACACGCUCAACAUGACCCUCACGCGGAAACACUUAACAAACUCAGUCAAUGAGCAAAAGCCUCCUAACCAGGACUGGCGUUUUAACCAGAACCAGAGACCCGGACCUAGUGGGGCGGCCGCCAAUCCUGAGGUUGCCGUAGGAACAGGACCGUGGCCAAACCCCCCGACCGAGGCCGAACAGCUCCAGGCCCUGAUGGCAGCCGCCAACGGUGCGUCACACACCUCCUCCCCUCCCACCUACUCAUCCCCUCGCUGUCUGCUCAUCUCAGAGGUGAGUGAGGCCACCAACACGCUGACCCCCGGCACCAUGGGCCUGAGCACCCGCUACAGCCCCCAGUUCACCCUGCAGCACGUGCCCGACUACCGCCAGAACGUCUACAUCCCCGGCAGCACCGCCACCCUCACCUCCAACCCCCAGCAGCAGCAGCAGCAGCAGCAGCAGCAGCUCCAGCUCCAGCAGCAGAUGCUGCCCAACAUGCCCCCCCAGCAGGCCCUGCCCCCGCCCCAGGCCACGGGCCCCGACGGUGGUGCCGCCGCUGGAGGUGCCCCAGGGGGCCAGUCCGAGCCGCCCAAGGCCGCCCAGACCCCCGCCAGCAAGAAGAAGUCCACCAAGAAGGAGAAGAAGUAAGAGAAAGAGAGGCAGAGAGAUGGAUGGAGAGAACGAGUGGAUAGAGAGUCGGAGGAAAGGAGGAGGCCCAGAUGGAGCCCUCUCUCGCUCUCUUUCUCUCUCUCUUCGUUUUUUGUUUUUCCUCAGCUGGCUUCUAUAAUCCUCUCACUGAUUGCCAUGUUAACCGAUAAGUACUCCGGUAAUAUCCAUGUACCAUGAAGGAUAGUAUUGUUUCCUUUUGUAAGGUUCCUUUUUUUUGUUUGUUUGUUUGUUUAUUUUUGACUAUCUCUGAAGUCUCUCUGAAUGUGUAUGGAAGUGAGUGUGAAAAGAAUUCGGAAGCUCAUAUUCAAUUUGGAUUCUGUUUUAUGUUAUGAUUCCUCGGAUUGCUUGUGUAUUGCUUGAAGGACUUUUCCUGUAUCUUAUAUAGGCCUGUAAGUAUAACACUAUUCUAUGUGGUGUUGGUUCUUGUCUGAUUCACUCUAAUGUAAGAAUGAAGGGAGGGAUUUCUGAUUAUAGAUGACAAUAAUGAUUUUAAAGAUCUUGGCUGUUUUUAUUUUUCAAAAAAAGACACAAUAUCCUGUGUUGUGAUUCUUCUGUUGGAUUUCUUCACAUACACAAAGUGUUACCGUGUUUUGAAAUGUAUUUCAGGGGGUUUGGCUUUUUUUUUUUUAUCCCUGUUUUGCUAAGCUGACGAGUAGAUAUUUGUUUUGUGCCUAGAAAACCACUGUUGGAUAUUCCCCUUGAAAAAAGAAAAACACACUGAAAAGUUUGGCACAAGCGACUGACCUGUAGAUCUUAGAAACCAAGGCCGCAAUAUUUGCAUGAGUCAUUGAAUAAUCUUCCACAGAUGUAACCACGGACGAAACUAUGCAUUUAUUCAGACGGGGAGCGUUGUCUUUUUUUGGCAACUCCUUUGUCGAAUGCAUUUGUAGCACCAACCUGAACCGUGUAUUGCUUUGAUAUGCAUAGUAUAGUAUAUUCAGCUAUAUCAUGCUUGCGUUUAUUUUUGUCCCCUCCAAAGCCAUUAUAAUUAAAUUGAGCAUGAGCCCCAUGUGUCUUGGGUCUGAGUGAUUGGGAACGGCCAUGUUGUUCUUUCCGUCACCGUUGACCACAGUCUGAGCCAUAUCCUGGCUGUUUGACUUCAGGUGUAAAAUUUCCCCCCUCUCUCAAAAACCUCAUACUCACUGCAUUGCGUUGAACAGAGAGCCAAAUAAUUGAUGAAGAUGCACUGUCGUAAGGGGAAGGAAGAUGUGGACUGGGACGGGUGAUUGGUCGCCUAGCGAGCGCUUUGUAGACACGUAGUAGUGAGUUACCCACUAUUGCCACCCACCUAAUGCGUAGGGAGCACUUUCACCUCUAGGGCCUGUGCUAGGUGGCCGAGUUAGGUUAUGGUAGUACAUGGGGAGCCCUAUGCUCCAGCCAUUCUAAAGAGUCUUUCUUUCCUUACCACGGAACACGCUAGCUAGCUUGUUUGUUUGACAUUAAAAUGAACUGAGUUUUGUAGUGUGUAGUAGGGAAUAAGCUAGGCGUAAUAAGAUGGAGCUUUUUUUUUUUCGUUGUGUAUUCCGUGUGGCGAAGGGGCAGCUUGUAUUCGAGGGGGAGGGGAGUGGAAGGAGACAGAGCAGGCAGCUGCGCAGGGUACCUGGUAACCCCUGGGGCACAAGGAGGAUGAGGACUUCACUUAAUGAAUGUACAGAAGUAACACUACCACUCUCAAAACACCCCCCCCUCUGCUCAAUCAGUGGUAUCGUCUACAGGGGAACACUGACCAAUCACAGGCAAUAUUCAGUUCAUCCGUCCAGUGGUUAAAAAGGACAUACCACUCAGAGGGGUUGAAGAGGGGUGGAGGUAUUUCUGAGGCCUCACUCACUUUCGACCCUAGUUCAGUUCUGUUGCCCCGGCUCCCCCUGCACUGUUGCUGGUUUCCUCCCUUGCACAUACCUGCACAGUCCCAGGUGACGGUGAUGACUCUUUUCCCAGGUUGUACAUAGCUAGCAGCCGCUACCGCUGUAAAGUCUAGGCUGUUCUCAACUCCAGUGUCCAACCAGAUCUCCCUUUUCCAGAUUCAGAGCCCGGGGUGAGUGGCUUACUACUGGAAUGUGUUACUUUGACUUUUUUUUUUUCUUUCCGUUUUGAUUGUUUGGUUUUCAGGAAAACGAGGAAAAAAAUAUAAUGAAAAAAAAAUCUGAAUCGCUCUUCAAAAUAUGUGUUUGAAAUGUAGUAAUCUAUAGCACCACGAAGGCCAACUAACAAACACAACUGUACAUAGAGAUUAACUUUGAAGGAAAAAUCAACAAAAAAAUUUGAGUGACACACAUGUAGUUUUAGGUAAUCGUGAGCUGUAACGCGCAUAUUUUUGUGUUCAUUUUUGUUUUCCAUUGAUGCCACUUGCUCCAUCACCUUGCUACGAAACAAAAUGAAACAAAACAAAAACGAAACCACAUCGUGUACAAUACCUUUCUAACCCUCUGUAAUCUCCUUCUGUUUCUUUUGUGAUUCCAGUUGUGCAUAUGUGCAAGAAUGCUUCUCAAUGUCUAUAUGAAGAAAUGAAAUAUAAAUAUUCUAUAUGUUUGUGUGUCUGCUGAUGGCGUAAUACUCUAUAUCCUGCUGUAAUAUUCUUUCUUAUAAGUCGCUUAGACCCCUUCCCUGCUCCUCUGUGUUACUCUUAUUUUAUAUGCUAAUAUUUAUAUUUGCUGUUUUAUUUUCUCUUGAACACUGACAUUUCAAAUAAAAGGUCAUAAAAAUCA
Messenger RNA from Sardina pilchardus (European sardine), 5983 nucleotides. RefSeq names its product protocadherin gamma-A11-like. Gene Ontology annotation, molecular function: calcium ion binding. The record is from RefSeq and is a predicted model, not a curated record. Gene Ontology annotation, biological process: homophilic cell-cell adhesion. The transcript has 4 exons. NCBI's taxonomy places the organism in Eukaryota, Metazoa, Chordata, Actinopteri, Clupeiformes, Clupeidae. Gene Ontology annotation, cellular component: plasma membrane. Bases 216 to 3257 code for a protein of 1013 amino acids.